Molecule: messenger RNA, 1380 nt
Organism: Punctularia strigosozonata HHB-11173 SS5
Lineage: Eukaryota; Fungi; Basidiomycota; Agaricomycetes; Corticiales; Punctulariaceae
Exons: 4
Coding region: 1-1380 (459 amino acids)
Source: RefSeq, a predicted model, not a curated record
AUGUCCUCUGCACCCGAUAGCUCUAGUCCUUACGCUAACCCCUACUUCCAUAGCCAGCUCAGCUUCGCCUCAUCCACCAACGCGACCGCCUCCGACCUCUCAGGCGCCGGCCGCGUACUCGGCACCCUCUUCUCCUGGGGCGGCCGCCACCUCGAACACGUCGUCGCUGGCAGCCCCCAUCCUGACCCUCAUGUGCAGCAUGAUGCCGACGCCGAUGCAGUGACCAUCGAACUCACCUUCGCCUCCGGGUCGAACAGCACGAUCUCUAAUAUCGACGGGCACGGCAGGGCGCUCGGGCGCGCGAUGGCGUGGGGUGGACGCGUGCUCGAGCGCUGGGCAUUGUCCACGUCCGAGCGGCUUGGGCGGGGGCCGUCCGCCCCGAUGAUCAGGAUCUUGAACGCUAUGGCGCGGGCUCGAGGGACGCGAUGCAGUGUGUGUGGGCUGGAGACCCCGUCGUCGUCCGCGUCGUCGACCACGAAGAAGAAGGAGGGGAAGAAGAAGAAUGCGGAGGUGCGCCAGAUGCUGCACCUGUGCGUCGACGUGCGGUGCGCGGGCUGUCGCGCGUCGUACGCGGAGGCGAUGGCGAAGAGUGGGCUCGACGUCGGCAAAUGCUUCCGGGGGCUGGUGAAGAUGCUCAACUCCCGCAACCCGUCAUCCCGCGUCCUCGCCGUGCAGUACAUCGCGAUCCUCGCAGUAACCCACCCCGAGUUUCGCGCUCGCUUGCUCGAGCUGGGCGUGGACCAUCGGCUGAGGCAGAUUUGCGAAGACAGGCGACGUCUAGUUGACGCAGAUAUUGAUUCGCUGUUGGCGCCCGCCCAACGCGCCCUCAUCGCCCUGUCCGAAACGCGCGUUCUGGUCAUACGCAAGGAAUUCGACGCUGCGUACGAGAGCUCGUUGCGAUCACCGUCUCAGACGCUCGUCAAUUACUACCUGGCAACUGUGUACGUGCCCGAGCUCGACGUUCUCGAGUCCGCCAUCAGAGCUUUGGUCUCAUAUACAACCCACGCAGACAUGUGUACCGUCGCCAUCUCCUGCCUCACGGCUAUCACGGAUUUGCUCGCGGACGACGCGGCCCGGCUGCUCCUCGUUCUUGACGCAGUCGAGGAGGACUUUUACCUCUGGCUCUGGCUGCAGGCCGCGACGUCGCGCGACCCCGUCUGGCGGACGGCGGUCCACAAGUACGUCGAGAGCCUAUACACCAGCCCGGGAUACUUUGAUCUGAAGACGUGGUCCGUCCCCGCCCGGCCAUACGACGCGAUGAUGCAGGAGCUGUUUCCGGAGACGGCGGAGAUCCUGCGCAGAUCGAAGGAGCGCGAGGAUCUCGAACUGAGAGGCGUCAGCCUCUCCAACAUAUGGGGUAGUCGCGACGACCAGGAUUGA